AUGUCCAAUUCAAGCCGUGACCGUCAACUCUUGCGAGACCUGAACCGCCUUGACCGCCGACGAGAAGCAGAAGCACAAGCAGAAGCCACCGACCGCUCAACCGAAGACGAAACUAGGAGACAGAGACUACAAAGAGUGCUUGCUAGACUCAGCCGCUUGGAAGACUCGAGGCCGACAUAUGGCGUGCCACCGACACACAACCAGUCCCUCUAUGACUGGGCCCCUACUCGUACCAGCGAGGACCACGAAUCCGAGCAAGCCGCCUCGCGCCGUCGUACCCUUUACCGUCGCCAUGACUUGAGGAGCGCUGCUAUCAUGCAGAAUGCCCGUACCAGCGCCCUCUCGCCCAGUGCGACCCAACGGGACAUCCAAAGUACGAACGAUACUCAAGACGCUCGAAGCGCAUACCGACGCACAUAUUUGGCCGAUAGCCCUGCUCAGGAACCAUCGCCCUCGACUUCUUUGUCACGUCCAUCGCCUCUGCUCGAGUCCGCUGUGAGAUAUCUCGACCAUGUGCGCGAAUGCUCUUCAUACGACGAGUCGCUGUCUUUGGCCUUGGACCAUGGCCUCUUUGCUCCCGAGUGCUAUGAUGACCUAAUAACAGAUACGGGUAGCUCUCUUCAUCCACAGCCUUCCUCAUGGCUUGCACCGGGCGCUGUCUUUCGUGGUACUCAACAUACCACAACAUCCGCCAAAGCAUCCUCUCUACGUACACCACCAGCAUUCGAUGCUACUCGUCCAUGGCUCGGCCACACUCCGACUCCAUACUCUCGUUCGUCCCCUCAGUCCUUUUCUGGCAACCCUUUUUCGUAUCUGUCGACACCGCUUCGGGAUGUUCAAGAUCGUUGGCCAGUCAAAGUCACAGUUCAAGCUGUGAAUUUGGAGAACAUGAGCAUGGCUGGUACCAUGGAGGCUUUCGACGUUCCUAACACAACACAUACAUCUGCCGAGACAGGCGUUCCAACACCUCCAAUUACGACGUAUCUGGAAGGGCAGAUUAUCGACCUAAACGUACACACCUUUCUCACACCCACCAGAUCGCCAAAUCAUGGAGGAAUCACGUUCCCUCCGACCACAGCUCAAACAGAUGCGUCAUACUGGCGAAAUUUACCGCCCUUCAACAACAUGAAAUCAGACGAAGACGUCGCGCGAGCAAUGCUAAGUCGCGCGCAAAUGGACGAGAUCAUGUCAGAAUGGAUAUUCAUGCGCUGGAAGGAGCGAUGCUUUAUACACUCCGAAUCCGAUCUCUGUCAGGGACACUCGGAGCGUCUGGCUGGCGAGGGUGACGACAAUGAUUUGAAUCAUGGCCUGACUAUCAGUGGGUUUUACUAUGUUAGUCUGAGGAGAAGCGAUGGGAAUAUCGACGGUCUUUACUUUGACACCAAGACGAGUCCUUAUCAACAUUUGAGGCUUGCUGCGAGGAGUGGUGGAACGCUCGGGUCGUGGCAGUUUAGAUGA
Aureobasidium namibiae CBS 147.97 is the source of this 1458-nucleotide messenger RNA. RefSeq lists its product as uncharacterized. The transcript has a single exon. Gene Ontology annotation, cellular component: GID complex; extrinsic component of membrane. The record is from RefSeq and is a predicted model, not a curated record. Gene Ontology annotation, biological process: negative regulation of gluconeogenesis; proteasome-mediated ubiquitin-dependent protein catabolic process; protein targeting to vacuole. The coding region runs from base 1 to 1458 and encodes 485 amino acids. NCBI's taxonomy places the organism in Eukaryota, Fungi, Ascomycota, Dothideomycetes, Dothideales, Saccotheciaceae.